Messenger RNA from Coregonus sp. 'balchen', 6587 nucleotides. The record is from the annotation of a GenBank genome assembly. NCBI's taxonomy places the organism in Eukaryota, Metazoa, Chordata, Actinopteri, Salmoniformes, Salmonidae.
CAAGAGUCGACGCGGGGAAGGGAGGGCGGAGACAGUUGUUUAUAUUCGUGUGGCUGUAAUUCGUCAACUCGUCUAGUGAGCUUGGAGCAAGAUUCACUAUUUCAACCUAGUUGGACGACUAGGUAACAACAUCUAUAUAAAUAGCGGAAAAUAAUGGAUUUUUGAAUAGAUAUAGGAUUUGAUUUGCCCAAUAAGUCCAUGGAUCAGGGAAAGGAGUGUACAACAUAUUUGAAUAGAAUCUCCUUAUUUAUGUGAUUUUAAAAGGAGGCGAAAAAUAAGAAGGUAGCCUAGAUUAUGAAAUAAGAACGUUAUUUCACAAAGGAAGCAAAAGCUACAGAAACACGGCGGCAACAUAAGAUAGGAUAAAGCGACAACAGGCGCAGCAGAGUGGUGAUCUGGCCAGUGCGCGAUGUUUGGAAUGAUAAAGAAUACAAUUUUCGGGAACACCGAAGAAACGGACUACAAAUUGCUCAGCAGCGAGACCAAGGUAGGAUACACAUUGACAUAAAUUAAGUGUGUGUGUCUGUCAGUCAAGCAUUGCAUCACUUGAUCUCGCGCGCCACUGUACACCUCCGUCUUGUUUGGUGCAUAAAACAACUGUCUGGUCAUUACAGACAGAUCUCUUCAGUAUCUCGCUCAUAUUUUUUUAUUCUAAGAAAUGUUUAAUUUGUUAGUCACUGAUUGCAGUGAAACUAGCCUACUGGCCCCAAACCUUCCAUGGCCCCAGCCUACCAUGAUCUCAAGAAAAAUCCAUUUUGAAUAUCAGUAGGCCUAUGUAUUAUGCAUUUUAAGGGUUCUGUAAUACCAAUACCUUUAAAGUGUUUGACCUUUUGAAACCAACCAUUAUUAAUUACACCUUACCUCCUGGCACCUGUGACCUCAUAGUAGGGGGUGGGGGCAGAUCUGUGUGUGUUCCCCAUGACCUCAGUAGUGGCACCACUGUGUAUACUGAUACACUGACCAUACCUCAUUAAGAGUUUGACAUAAUACUGAGGUCCUUGAAGGCAAGGUUGUGUUCUCUGAGAGAGACAGCCAGAUAGCGACAUAUCAUUUUUGAGGUUGGUUGGUUGGGAAAAGGUUUGGUGAAACUAGUGAUGUACGAGCUUCCAUAUAAUUUACUUGUGCACCCUGACAGAGUUCUUAAUCAAAUACCUUUGAGAUGAGACAAAGCCAGACAGAUGAAAGCAAAGACGACUGCCAGAUCAAUUGACAGAGAGUGUGGAAUCAAGUGACACUGACAGACACAUCUACAGACAUUGGCCUGACAAAGAGACUGAUCAUGAAUCUGGAACUACUUCAAUUGAUAACAGGCAACCAGAAGACCAAAAACACUGUAUGAAGAAUAUGAAAAAGAGAGACUUUGUAUCAAUAGUGUCACGAUCGUUGAAUGACGGGUUAGACCAAGGCGCAGCGUGACAUGUUUAUUUACUGAUAAACACCAAUACAAAACAACAAACUAAACAAAACGUGAAGUCCAAGGUAGCGCACACACAACAUACCUUACACGGAACAAGAACCCACUAGUGCCAAUAGGCUGCCUAAGUAUGAUCCCCAAUCAGAGACAACGAGCGACAGCUGCCUCUGAUUGGGAACCACACCGGCCAACAUAGAUAUACACCUACUAGAAAAACAACAUAGAACAUACACAACAAAGAAUAUACACACCCUGACUCAACAUAUAAGAGUCCCCUGAGUCAGGGCGUGACAAAUAGGCACAUGAGUGGCCAUUAAAUAGGCGAUAGACAGGCUAUUGACAGUUUUGAAGUCAGUCAGUGCUAAAUCUGUUAACUUCUCACACGGACACCCAAGCAGAGUUGAAGUUGAGUCUGAAACCGUACCCUCUUACUUAAAACUGACAUUGAAUACAGAUGAACUGUCUGUCUGCACAUGCUCAGACGCGCGCGCACACGCACACGCACACACACACACACACACACACACACACACACACACACACACACACACACACACACACACACACACACACACACACACACACACACACCUUGGUGGGCCCUCAUAUUUCAGGGCUUACAAAUGGAAGGAGGUGGCUUUAAAGCUGCAAUCCUUAGUUGCUAUAUCAAUUUUUUGACUUAUAAAUGAAUGAUAUAUACCCAUUGAUUCUUGAAGAAUAUAACGUAAAUGCCUCAUGAGCUUAGUUCAACUGUCGUACCCUCAACUGUCGUACCCCAUCACCCCAAUGUUUGUAAACGACAUAAAUGUAAACAAACACUGUAUAGCCUAAAAACAUGGUUAAAGCUAUAAUUUUGAAAUCAUGGAUGGUCAGUCCUUGCAUCCAUCUCUCUGUCUAUGACUUUGAGAGAGGUUACAUUUCUCCAGGCCCAUCCCUUAGCUUUUUACUAAAACAGAGGCGGGUGUUAUUGUUUCAACUAAGGAUUCUAACUUUAAACGCUAUUCUUUUUAAUUUCAUGUUUUUUGUUCUCCACAGUAUUGAUAUUACGCAAUGUUUUAAUUCCUCUGAAAUUAUCUUACUUGGCACAAUGCAUUGUUUAGUAAUGACAAGACAUUUAAUUAGAUGGACAAGUUGACAGCACAAUAUGCUUAUUAUAUAAUGACAGCACAUUAUCCAUUUCUUGAUACACAAGACAUGCUCAUACUCCAAGCCAACUGAAUGGUUAUAGAAGCCAUAGUUGUCAUGUAAGAUUCAAAUGUCAACUUCUCUCUGUAAGAGGUUUACAAACUUCACAUGACAUUGAGUGGUGACAUUCAAACUAAUUAAAACCAUUUGUUUAAAAGUUAGAGAAAGAAAGAGAGUGGGUUGAAUAUGAAAUGAAUCGCUAAUAUUCGCACAUCCACAAUAAUUAUGGCCCACGUCUACCCAGCUGAGACACAGAGUAAUUAUAUACAGAGGUUGCAGGAUUCCAGCUAAGUACACACACUAAUUGCACCUUUAGACUGAACUCAGGAACAAAGUGUUCAAGUAUUGCUGUUGGAACAUGUCAUCUACAUGUAUUGUUAAUGUUGGUCACAGUGACAUACACAGUGAGCUCCAAAAGUAUUGGGACAGUGAAUGUUGUUGUAGUUUUGGCUCUGUACUCCAGCACUUUGGAUUUGAAAUGAUAGAAUGACUAUUAGGGUAAAGUGCAGACUGUGUGCUUUAAUUUGAGGGUAUUUUCAUCCAUAUCGGGUGAACCGUUUAGAAAUUACAGCACUUUUUGUACAUAGUCCCCCCAUUUUAGGAUACUUUUAUUGUAAAUAAGAAUAUAAUGUUUCUAAACACUUGUACAUUUUCUCGCUCAUCAUUAUUCACGAUUCAUUCAGGAUGAUCCGUAAUCAUGGUAGCAUCCACAUUAAUGUAGAAGUGUAGAAACAUAUUCUAUGCUUAUUUACAAUAAAAGUGACUCCAAAAUGACACAAUACAUUAUUUACCAUUCAUUUCUAUUGGGCACAAAAUAAUCUAAAACACACCCAAAACAAACAACAAAUGCAUCUAACAAAUUUGUAGUCACAAGCUUAAUGUAGUCAUUGCGUGCUAUGAAUAUGGGACCAAAUACUUAACUUUUUACUACUUUAAUACACAUAUAAGUGAAUUUGUCCAAAUACUUUUGGUCCCCUAAAAUCGGCCUACUAUGUACAAAAAGUGCUGUAUCUAAAUGGUUCACCCAAUAAGGAUGAAAAUACCCUCAAGCUGACAGUCUGCACUUUAACCUCAUAGUCAUUGUAUCAUUUCAAAUCCAAAGUGCUGGAGUACAAUGCCAAAACAAAACAAAAUGUGUCACUGUCCCAAUACUUUUGGAGCUCACUGUCAGAAGCACUAUGAACAAGUUCUUGACAUCCCAAUUAGACCAGCUGGAGUAAAAUAAACCUUUUAGCUACAAACCUUUUAGUUAAUCAGCAAUACAGUUCAAUCAAUACAAUUAAUCCCAUAUCAAUAUUGUUGCUAGGGCCAAGACGAUACCAGAGAUGCCUGUUCAGUGAUACUUGUUAGUGACGAGGCAAGGCAAGGCAACAAAACACGAAGCAGAUAUAACUUCUUUAUGAAAACAGCCCUAAUGUUGGAAACAAACAUCAUUAUGUUGUCAUCCAGUCACAUUUAUUUAUUUUCCAAACUAUAGCACACAAUAUUUCAAAUACAGCAGGUUUUUAAAGAACCAAAGAGUUUAGUCAGCUUUGUUUUCAUUUUUGCCAUGAAAAAAGUAUUGCUAUACUGGUAUCAUCACAGCCCUAAUUGUUGCCUUCUAUGUAUUUACAGCCCUAGUUUUAAAUAGAGUUUUCAGUGCAUAAUCUAGUAUUUCCAUUGCAUUAUAUGUAGUCAUGUAGCAGGCAUUCUUAUUCCGCGUGAGUGAUUUACAACACAAGGGAUAACUUAGUGGAAUGGGUCUAAUUACAAAAUUAUUUGCUUUAAAUAAUGUGACCAUUGAGGUCCCUUUCAGUGGAACACAUUUACUCAAGACUGGUUAUGGAGUGUGUGAAACGUAACAUUCCUCUGUUAUUUAAUGGUUGAUGUUUCUCAGCAUUACCUCUUAGGUCAAGUACAUCAUAGCAUGUAUAAGAACAGGCAGCAAGUCAGUGAGUGUGUGCCCCUAUGGUCUGGCCUUAUGUAAGAACAGGCAUCUCUGUCCCAUUAUUCUCUUUAGACUUCAUUAAACCCUAUGGGGCCCUGAGAGCAGGGCAGGAAAGAACUGGAAUCAAAUCAGCGUAAUAUGUUUGAUCUAGAUCCUUUUCUGGGGGCAUUUGGCUGUCCUCUGUUCGUUUCCACUCCAAGUGUUUCACCGGCAUCAGUGAGCACAGAUUCUGCCCAUUGCAUAUCGCCAAUCACAGCCCCACCUCCCUCUAACCCCCCAGUAGUGUGUGGCUUCCUUCCCUCUGAACAGUUUGUCAACAUGUGUUUCAUUGGUGAAUCACAUUUGGCCUCCCGCUCUCUUCCCCAGGAGGGGGUCAGCUACGAAGUGCGGAGGUACGAUGGUGCAAAGUAUGCCUCAGUGAGCUCAGAGGGGCGGACCUUUGACCAGGUGACGGGGGAGCUAGUGAGGAAGCUGCUCGUGUACAUUGGGGGUAGCAACGACCAAGGUGAGCCAAUCAGAGAGCAGGGCCUGUCCUGUCAGUCAGUGGCCCUAAACUCAGAAAGGUCUAGGGGCUCGGCUCAAUCUGUAUUGCUGAUGUUCAGUACUAUAGAGCAAUUAAAAUUUGAAGGUAAUUUCCAAUUGAGCCGACAUAUGCAGCGUUUACUAUGACUGCAGUCUCCACGAAUGCAGAAACAUUGCCUUUAAAUUUAUAUCGCGCUGUAGCACAGCUCUUCAGUGCUACGGAUUGAAUCGAGCCACAGAUGUAAUGUGCAUAUCUGAAAGUAUUGCAUUGAUGUAAGCAAGCAAUAUGUUGAAAACUCUUCCUAGUCUACCAGAGGGUUAGAUAGUGUUUCAGAUCUUCAAGGGUGACUGAAGAAGUGUCUACUCUGUUUGAUGCUAGAGGUCAGUUUGAAACUGGGCCUAAGAGGCAAUGAACUCGAUCAAAUCAAAUCAAAUUUUAUUUGCCACAUGCGCCGAAUACUUACUUACAAGCCCUUAAACCAAUAAUGCAGUUUUAAUAAAAAUAAAAGUGUUAAGUAAAAAAUAGAUAAGUAAAAAAUACAUGUGGGUAAAGUUAAAGUGACGAUGCAUAAAUAAUAAACAGAGUAGCAGCAGCAUAAAAUAGGGGGUUGGGGUGGAGGGGGGGGGGGGCAAUGCAAAUAGUCCGGGUAGACAUGAUUAGCUGUUCAGGAGUCUUAUGGCUUGGGGGUAGAAGCUGUUAAGAAGCCUUUUGGACCUAGACUUGGCGCUCCGGUACACAUAAUAACACUGUUGCAGUAAGUUGUUUGCCAUCCCAUCUAUCUGUCCUCUGUAUCUUUUCUUUCCAAGGGGAGGCAAUGGGGACGACAGCACCGGUUAUCAUCACAGUGUAUCCCAGGGACGAUGGUGUGAUGUCACGCCGUUUGGUGGUUAGCCUCAGGAUUCCCACCAACUACCAAGUCAGUCCCCCUGUGCCCACCGACAGUGCCAUCAGGAUCGAGGAUCGACCCGGCAUGACUGUCUACUCACUGUGGGUGUCUCCAUGCAGUCUUCACCUUCCCUGACAAGCACAUGCCAUCAUUUCUUAUGCACAUUUUAGAAUUCAUGGGCAUAAAAAAAACCUCACUUUGUUCUUUAAUUCUUUACGAUAAAAAAUGUACUUUAAUAUUAAUAGUUUAUUUGAUUACAUAUCCUCUUUCUCUCUCCUUUCCAACCCACCUCACCUUUCUUUUCACAGGCAGUUUGGAGGCUUUGCAGGGGAGACUGAGUAUCGGGCAGAGGCCUCUCGCCUAACCAAAACUCUGGGUGAGACUGCCCCCUUUCAGAGGAAACAGUACUUCUGCUGCACCUACAACCCGCCAAUGAAACCCUACGGCCGACGCAACGAGGUGUGGUUCCUACAGGAGGAGCCAUAAGGGCAGCAUUAUUAAGACCGACUCUUAAUAAUAGUCUAUAGUCGCUUCCUCUCAUCCUCUCCUCUCCUUAGUCUUCACUGAUUACUCCACAUCUUGAUCUUCAUCCCAAAACAAUAGGAUGUGUGAAAAUAAUGGGAUUUGUUUUCAAAUCAGUGCAAAUGAAGGA